This is a messenger RNA of Cloeon dipterum, 1180 nucleotides long. RefSeq lists its product as uncharacterized. The record is from RefSeq and is a predicted model, not a curated record. The coding region runs from base 62 to 1165 and encodes 367 amino acids. NCBI's taxonomy places the organism in Eukaryota, Metazoa, Arthropoda, Insecta, Ephemeroptera, Baetidae. The transcript has 7 exons.
ACUGGUGGAAACGUGGGUGGCUGGCAGUGGGAAAUCGGCCAGCAGAGCAAAUCGCAGAAAAAUGGCACAGCUGCCGUUCGGUAUGCACCGAUCAACUUUUUCGCUUUUCCUUUCAGCGAUCGUGGUUCUUUCACUCGUCUUUUACCACAUUCACCAACUGAGGGUGGAGAUUGGAAUGGUGCACCACAGAAUAUUCGCCUCGCUCAGAGACUUGGAGACAAAAGCAGUGGUGGCGGACCAAUAUUUGGAGCAGCGCGUAGCAGACAACCUGAGAAGAGUGCAGAACAGCCAGCUCGAAAGGGAAAAAGGAAUAAUCCAAAAUAAAGCAUUAGCCGCUGCCGAACAAAAAAUAAUGGAGAAAAUCAAGGAAAUGGCCGGAUCGUUUGACGAUAGGAAACGUAACAGUGAACUCAACGUUUUAGCCUUUGUCAAGGAUUACGUGCACAACUUCAUUACCAAUGAAAUACCAAUAGAUGUGAAAAAAUGGUUUACUCUGGUGAGCAAACAAGCUCAUCAAAUCUGCACACUGAACCACGACGAUCCAGUUUUAAUUAAAUACAUCAGAGAGCAGCUUCUCAUCCAGCCAUCUGCUAAACAAGCCCCUUCACAGCCAAAGAAAGGCAACUACUCAGAUGAGAUCACCGAGCUGCUUGGUAUAUUAAAAAACAAGACCAACGGCACAUUCGUUGAGAUUGGCAACCACUUCAACAGAUCGCUGAUACUAGAAACUGACUUUUCUUGGAAUGGCAUGCUCAUCGAAAAAGAUCCAGAUAAUGUGAAAGAUUUGCUCGACAAAAGCAGAAAAUCUUGGAUAGCCCCUACAUGCAUCAGCCGAAAAGCUACUCCUGAGCUGGUUCCUUUUGGACCAGCAACAAAAAAAGGAGCCAAAGAAUUGGAAAUGCUAUGCAUGCCAUUUGAGGCACUUUGCUUGGCAAUGAAUAUCACAAAAUUGGACUACUUGCACCUCAACGUUAAGGGGAAUGAGCUGGAAGCCUUCAAAAAGAUUGACUACGACAAAAUACGCAUAAGAGUUGUAGAAAUCGGAUCAAACGUGGAAAAGUCGGAGAUUGACGCAAUUAAGAAUAAAUUGCUAGAAAGUAACUACCGGCUACACAACCUAACAGUCAAAGCUGACGACAGACUGAUAUUUGUGAAAAAAAUGUAAUAUCAGACUACCUUC